UGUAUCACAAUUAUUUUUUUGGUUGUUAGAUUUUAAAAGAUGUUGCUCGUGUUGAGGUCUUUGUAGAAAAACAAACGAAAAAUCAUGAAAUCGUUUUGUUGGUCGGGCUGCGAUUAUUCUGCGCAAUUUUGACGCUUACGAAGCUGUUUACCACAUGCCGACACCAUAGCCGGCUUUUUUAUUGUUGUUUUUAAAUGUAGUAUCCUAGCUUCCAAAUUAAACACACACUAUCGCGCGAGUAUGCUCUAUUACGUUAUUAGACAUCUUUUCUCGCGAUCCGGUGACAAUUCGGUUGAUUUGGCCUUUCGACUGAGCUAAAAAUACCACACGUCAAAUUUGUCAAGGGAGGUAUCAUUAGCUACCGACUAACUUCCGGAACAGGAUUGUCAGGGCACAUCACAAAAUGGCGGAGGCGGUGGUUAACGUGGCUAGGCGGGUCAACGCAACCGUCGAGGAAGGAAAAGAUCACCUGGACCUGUCCAACUGCAAGCUCAUCUCAUUCCCAGAAGGCGUUUUCAAGGUUCUCAGCAGCGUGUCGGAGAACAUCCGGGUCAUCACCCUGGCGGAUAAUGAGAUGAAGGCCAUUAGCAGCAAGUUCUUUUCCACUUUCACUCAACUGAGAGAACUGGACUUGCACGGAAAUGUUCUCAGCAAACUGCCUGACUCGUUGGAGGAAAUGAGGCACUUGACCAGCAUCAACUUGGCCAAUAACAAGUUCUCGGAGUUCCCUGAGAAGCUCACGCAAAUUGCCACGUUGGAGCGGAUCAACCUAGAAGGGAACAACAUCACCGAAAUGCCAGUGGACAAGUUGUCGGCCAUGCCGGCACUCAAGUGGCUCAACGUGCUGUCCAACCCUCUGGAUGUAAACACUCAAGCUGCUCUCACGUCGCUGCUCAAAUUUGACAUUUUAUCCCAAAAGGAGUCGUGAGCAACAUAGUCAUGUGCGCACUGCAUGUCACUUGCCUUAAAAAAAAAAAUCCUUUGAUCCUUUUGUGUGCUUGGAAAUGAGGGGCCUUUGUACUUGAAGAUUGCAUCCAGAGUCGGAUGAACUCUGAAUUAAGAAAACCAAAACUUGGGUGGGAUAUUUUUAAUCCCUAAUUUAUUAUUUUUGGUUUUAUAAAGGUAUUUCUCUU
Hippocampus comes (tiger tail seahorse) is the source of this 1133-nucleotide messenger RNA. RefSeq names its product leucine rich repeat containing 20 (gene lrrc20). Gene Ontology annotation, molecular function: protein binding. Gene Ontology annotation, cellular component: cytoplasm. NCBI's taxonomy places the organism in Eukaryota, Metazoa, Chordata, Actinopteri, Syngnathiformes, Syngnathidae. The record is from RefSeq and is a predicted model, not a curated record. The transcript has 5 exons. The coding region runs from base 404 to 928 and encodes 174 amino acids.